This is a messenger RNA of Danio aesculapii, 6587 nucleotides long. Its product is annotated as protein FAM83H-like. The record is from RefSeq and is a predicted model, not a curated record. Gene Ontology annotation, molecular function: keratin filament binding. The transcript is spliced from 8 exons. Lineage: Eukaryota; Metazoa; Chordata; Actinopteri; Cypriniformes; Danionidae. Gene Ontology annotation, biological process: protein localization to cytoskeleton; positive regulation of cell migration; intermediate filament cytoskeleton organization. Gene Ontology annotation, cellular component: keratin filament. Bases 295 to 6534 code for a protein of 2079 amino acids.
ACUUCACUCAGGAACUCAUGCAAGUAAAAUGGACUUUUUUAUGGGACGACGCUUAUUUUGAGAAGAUAACUAUAGACUAGAUAACUAGAUUGCGCGCGUACACAAACAGGUUUUGCCUGUGUGUGUAUGUGUGUGCGGCUGUCUGUGUGUGUGAGAGAGAAAGAGAGAGAUGUGUGUGUGCGUUUUCUUCUUCAACUGGAGCGAAAGUCAAAGCGUCUGUCGUUCGUCAUGACUGUUACAUCGAUGAAGGGAUUUUACACAAGGAAUCAAACUGAACUUUAGAUUGGUGUAAACAUGGCCCAUCGUUCCCAGUGUUCCUCUGCCGGGGACAAUCCCCUGGACCCAAACUACCUGCCCCCUCAUUACCGUGAGGAAUAUCGCUUGGCCAUUGAUGCCCUGGUUAAUGCUGACUUAGAAGGCUACUAUGGGUUUCUUCAGGAAGCAAACGUGGUUGAUUUCUUGUCCCAAACAGAGAUUGAGUAUAUCAAAUGCACAAUACGUGCUCCUAAUCAGACUGCCCAGCCGGAGAGGAGAUACAUGGCUGAAGAUGCUGAUGGCUCUUCUGGCACUUACUGGCCCGUACAUUCAGACCACGAUGCUCCGAGUUUGGACUUAGGCUGGCCACAACAAUUCCGAUUUGUUGGACCUACUGAGGUCACUACAUUGGUGAACCCAUCUGACCCUGAGAUGCCCAGUAUCAAGGAGCAAGUUCGUAGAAUGAUCAAGAAUGCACAACAAGUUAUUGCUGUGGUAAUGGAUAUGUUUACAGAUGUCGACAUCUUUGCUGAUAUCCUUGGUGCAGCAGCACGUGGUGUGGCCGUUUAUGUUCUUCUUGAUGAACUAAAUGCUCACCAUUUUGUUGCAAUGGUGAACAACUGUAGGGUUAAUCUGGAUGAGAUAAAAUGUAUGCGGGUGAGAACCGUCUCUGGUAGUACCUAUUUCUGCCGCACAGGAAAGACUUUCAAAGGUCAAAUGAUGGAUCGUUUUAUACUUGUAGACUGCAGAGCUGUUUUAAGUGGCAACUAUAGCUUCAUGUGGUCAUUUGAGAAGAUACAUCGCUGUCUAGCUCAUCUGUUUCUGGGACAGCUUGUGUCCACCUUUGAUGAAGAGUUUCGGAUUUUGUUUGCCCAUUCGGAGCCACUGGAUGUUGAAAAUGUUUUGGCCAAUAUGCCACACUACAGUAGUGAACCUGAAAACUACUACAACACAGAGAAGACCGCCAUGUUUAACAGACAAUAUCCAACUGUAAGCAUGGACUGGCCUGAAUGUACUGCAGCUGUUCACAUGAAUGCGGGUCCCAAAAUGUUACCCUAUAGGAGUGAAUCCAUGCACAGUGCACCAGUUGCAAUGCCUGCUCCCCAACAAUAUAGAGGAGAUCAUCAAUUCAUUGAGCAUGGAAGGCCAAUGAGAGGACCAACUGAAAUGGUUGGAUACAAAAGGCAUAGCUACGGAAAUCUCCCUGAUUUUGAAUAUAUGUCCCCUCAAAACCAUCCAAUGAGAGGGAAUCAGUACAUGGAGGAAGCAAUGUCCCACGGUGGUCACUUUGCAAGGGAGCCACAUAUUUACCAGGAAACUGGAUUACAAACUAGUUAUGAUAUGUAUGGGAAGUUUAGAGGCCAAGGCCACCAUGUUGAUCCGUUAUCAGGCUCUGGCUAUCCUUCUGAGGUAGAUGAAGCUGAACCAACUGGAGGUUAUGAUCAUGUUCAAAGAUACCUCCAGUCUCACUCUGCUAUGGAGGAAGGACAUGCUCCAAGACAUCUAUUGCCUCCUGUGCAGUCUGGCCGUAAGAGACAUAGCAUGGGAUAUUCUUAUAAAUGUCAGACCUCCCCAACUCAACCGAACCAGCCAGAACAGAAACGUUUCUUAAACGUGAACCGCAAACCACAGGAUCUGAGUCAAAAGCAAGGCAUGCGGGAUUGGAGAAUUAGCUCAUACCUUAGUACAUGUGAAGAUGCUGGAGAAUUAGAUGUUACUGAACUUGAAGGAUCAAGUGCAAUUGAUGAGGUUCCAUGUUUUACACAGGACGUUCCUUGUGGCCCUAUACGCCCUGAAAUUAGACCAGGAAAUCGAGAGUUAAACAGGAUACCUUCACCAAGGGAAAAUCUGAUGCCUGUCCAGAUACAGAAUGAUUCUGUUUUACGGGUUAGUUCACUUAACCAUCCAACAGACUUAUCACAAAUCAAUUUCAAAUCAACACCAACAUCAACCUCAGAGUCUUCUUGCACCACUGAGGGUGAAAAAGCAGAGGAGAUGCAGAAUAGAGAACCAAAAGAGACUAACCGGAUUAGUGAAGAGUUCCUCAAGAGAAAGCCCAGCAGACCUGUUCAGAGGAGUUCCAGACUGAGACACUCAUUGAUAUUCAGUUCAAAUUUAGAGUUGAAUACACAAGAAGAGAUGAAAGAUACAGCAGGAGAAAUAGAUGGGGAUGAAGCUUUAAAACUGUCAGCUCGUGUGUCACAUAUUUUGGAUAAGAGGAGGACUGGUUCUCCAUUUCAGCCUUUUCAGUGGAGCAAUUUUACUAAGUCAGCCACAUUUGAUAACUCUGCCACAGAGUCUGCAGAACCUGAGGAUGAACUAAGCAAAACAAGUGAAAAAUCUGAUUUGGAAAACCCCCAAAAUCUUCAAAAGAAACUAAUUGAGGGUGCUCAGGAAGAAAAAGACCUGCCUCAAACCACAGUCCCUGAAGGAAAUAGCAAAAGGAUGGAAUCGCCAUCUAAUGUUUUGCAAAAAUCAUCAUCUCUCAUAGAUAUGAAUGACCCGGACUGUAGACUGAGGUAUUUCAAAGAGUUGGCAGCCAAACGCAAACUUUCAGCAGCAAAGACUUCUCAAAACAAUCCAGUGAAAGCCACCCAAAAAUUUGCUCUACCAGAGAAACCUGCAAAUAAUGACACAGAUAAAAAAGCUGUUUUCAAAACUCCAGACACUUCACUUAAAUCAAAAACGACAGCUGUUGCAGCAGAAAUCAAAGAGACAUAUAAAGAUCCCAAAUGUGAAGAAUCAAGUAAAGACAUCCUUCAGAGAGCCACAGAUGCUGAAAAAAUUAGAUUUAAGAAAAAACUUGCAGAAGAGUCUGGUUCAACUUGCUCUGGUUCAAAACAAUUUUUCCAAGAAAUCAGAGAUUCAGCUCUAAUACCUGUUGAAGAGGCCAAAACAGUGUCUACAGUUAAAAAUCAGACCACAUCUCCUCAAAAUCAAGUCAGUUCUGUUGCAUUCAAUGCUCCCUUAAAACAUUCUGCCCCCACUCAGUAUCACAUUGAAAAAGAAACAAAACCAUAUCAUGGUGUUCUGGAAGAGAGUGGUCUGCCUGUAAAGUUACCACAGACAAAAUCAAUGUCACCAAUAAGCACCACUCCAAAUAAGGACUGUCUAUCUGCAAAUGAUUCCCAAACUCUUGCACAGAGCUCACUCUGCAUUUCUAGCACAUCCUCAAAUGAUGUGUCUUUGGAUUCUAGCUCAGCAUCAAACCUUGCAAUUGUAGAUAACAGCAUACUCUCAAAAUCUGACCACAGAGUUACAAGUCCUUUCCCAGCACUUUCUACAACUGAAGUUAGUUCUGCCCAAGACCUCGCUCCAACAACUGUAGGCUCCUCUCAAAGCCUAAAUGAUACUGAAAUAAAUAAAAACCCUUCUCAACAACAUAUUUCAAAGCAACCUCAGCUCGUAAUUAUAGAAGAUGAACCUUUCCAAAAACCUAUAUUAUUAAAAACUGGCUUCUCCCAACCCCCUCUUGCCCUAAAGCCUACUGCUUUGAGUGAAGGCUCAACUAAGCUCACAAUUUCUACAGAAAUUAAAACUUCUCAAAAUAUCCCCAUCACAACAAAAACAACUGACUCUGUACAGCAUCCAGCAUUAGAAAAGGGUGAAUUAUCACUAACCUCCACUACAAUUAAAACAUCUUCUCAACAGCCAGUGACAGAGGAGUACUCUUUUCAAUCUCCUGCUGAAACUGGGACGGACUCCACUGAGGCACAAAGUAAAACCACCAAACCAACCACUGCAAUAGUGACAGAUACCUCUGCUGUGAGAACCAGCAAUAAACCUUCUCAACAAUGCACUGGUUCUGACUCUGCUGUACUGAGGAAAAAUUCUUCUGAACAACCCACCUCAGCUGAGAUGGACUCUAUUGAGUCUUCCACUUCAGAAUGUCCCCCUACAACACACUGCAAAAGAAACCAGUCCACUGCAAAAGUCACAGAAUCUUCUAAAAACUCUUCUUUAACAGGCACAGAUUCCUCCCAGCAACCAACUUCAACAGAGGUAGAUUCUGCACAGCUGCCUAAUGUAGCAGAGGUAGACUCUCUACAACAGAUUCUGCAUGCUGCAACAGAAACAGACCAUUCCCAGCAGUAUACUGCACCAAUCACAGACUCGUCUGAGCUGCUCACUGCAGAGGUCACAAAGUCUUUCCAACAGCCUCCUCCAAAAGACGCACAUUCUUUUCAGGAGGCUGUUUCAAAAGAGGUAUACUCUUCCCAGAAGCCUGCUGGAACUGAAGUUGACAAUGCCCUAAAAUUAACACCAUACACAGUUUCUUCCCAGAGGCCCAGUGCAACACAGAAUGUCUCUUCAGUUAUGUCCGUUGCAACUGAGAUUGAAUCAUUCCAGCAGCCUGCUGCAAGAGAGACAGACUGCUUCCAGCAUCCCACUCCAACAGAGGCCCACUCUCCCCAGCAACCCUCUACGACGGAAACAGACACCUUUCAGAAACCCCCUGCAACAGUCUCAGAUUCUUGCCAGCAUCCCGCUCCACCAGGGACAAACACUUCUCAGCAACCUGCUCCAUCUGAGAGAGACUCUUCAGAGCAAGUGUCUGUAACUGCUGGUGUGGUGGAACAGACCACUCCAACAGUCACAGACACUUACCAGCAGACACCUAAGUUAGAGAAACACUCUUUCCAGAAGACACUUUCAAUAGAGACAGACAACUCCCAGCACCCCACUGCAAAACAGAUGCAGUCCACAAAGCAAAUCACUGUGCAAGACAGAGACUCUUCCCAUCCAGAUUACCCUAGUAGAAGGAGACACUUCCCAGCAGACCACUGCAACUCAAACAAAGUCUUUUCUACAGAUUGCUCUAAUAGAAGCAGACUCUUCUCAGCAAAUCAUGGCAAUGGAGACAGGCUCUUCCCAGCAGACCACUCUAAUAGACACAGACUCUCCUCAGCAGUUCACUGCAACGGAGACAGGUUUUCCCUGCAGACCACUCCAAUAGAAGCAGAUUCUUCCCAGCAGCCUGCUGCAACAGAAAUAGACUUCUCUGAAAUGUCCACUGCAAAAGAAACCGACUCUACCCAGCAGACCACUAUAAUAGAAGCAAACCCUUCCAACCAGACUACUGCAACAGAAAUAGACUCGUUAGAAAAGUCCACUGCAACAGAAACAGAUUCUUCCCAACAGACCAGUUUAACAGAUACAGACUCUAUCCAGCAGACUAUUCAAACAGAUACAGAUUCCUCCCAACAGUCCUCUCCAAUCGAUACAGACUCUUUCCAGCAGACCAUUCUAACGGAAGCAAACUCUUCCCUAAAGCCCACUGCAGCAGCCACAGACUUCUUCCAGCCGCCCGUAGAAGAAGGGGUUGACUUAACCAAGCAGAUCACUGUAACAGAACAAGUAUCUUCUCAAAAUAUUUCUAAAAUAGGAGAAGAUUUUUCCAAACAUCCUAUUGAAACAGAAAACGAAUCCCAUCGAAUCAUCACUGCAACAAUGUCUGACUUUGCAGAUGAAAAAAGAGACAUUAUUGUAUCUAAAGACUUGAGCGAAGUGUUACCCAUUUCACAUGUCAGUACUGAUCAGUUGACUGGUCUUGAUGCAGUGGAUGUGGGCUCAACCCAGCCUCAAGUUUUACCAGAGCCUUGCCUGUCCUCAAAUGUAAUGAACUCAAAUCAAGAUAGCACAGAAUUCCAAUCUAACAUAUCAUCAAAUUCUAUGGAAUCUAGCUGUCCAAUUGACCCAAAACCUGAGAAAACAGAUGAAUGCCGGAAGAAUGAAACCAUUACAAUGCAACCUCAGAAGAAUGACACCUCGGCUAUAGCUCCAGGGAAUGAGAUGCCUCACACAGACAUUUCUACAGUCAUAGACCCUAAUGAGGUUGAUGAAAUCAAACAAACAUCAUCAGAAAAAGAAAACUCUGUCUCUGUCUCUUCAGAAGUGUCAGAAAAGUCCAAUUUGACUGUAACCCAUAAUUCAGAAAAGCAGUCUACAGUGGCAGACAGUCCAAAAUUGAUUUUAUCUGCCCAUCAGUCAUCUACAGCAAAUGUUAUCUCAUGCAGCAACCUUAGAGAUGACACUAAAGUUCUUUUAGAGCAAAUUUCAGCGAAGAACCAAAGCAGAUCAACCCAGUCCAAACAAACUCUCUCCUCACCCAAUGAAGCUAAAGAAGGUGAGGUUAAAUCUGCAUAUAAACCACUCUCAAAAUAUUCGGGAAGGCCCUGGUCCGAAAAGGCUACAGCAGAAGAACGGGAGAUGUUGCUCCAAAAGAUGGAGAAAAUGCGGAAAGAGAGGAAGGUCUACAGCCGUUUUGAGGCCUCAUGAAAAAAAAACUUUUUGGAAAAGUGACUCCAGGAGUAGACAGUAAGAGGGAAACA